Nerophis lumbriciformis (worm pipefish) is the source of this 1602-nucleotide messenger RNA. RefSeq names its product rho GDP-dissociation inhibitor 2-like. Gene Ontology annotation, cellular component: membrane; cytosol; cytoplasm. NCBI's taxonomy places the organism in Eukaryota, Metazoa, Chordata, Actinopteri, Syngnathiformes, Syngnathidae. Gene Ontology annotation, biological process: Rho protein signal transduction. The record is from RefSeq and is a predicted model, not a curated record. Gene Ontology annotation, molecular function: protein binding; Rho GDP-dissociation inhibitor activity.
GCCACACCAGCAAAGAAGCAGCAGGAAGAAGUGCAAAGCUGCCUCUCCCUCCUCCCCCAUUCUCUCUCUUUUCCUCUCGCUCGCUCACAUCCACACCCAAGGAUACCCUCCUCGCCUGCGCCUCGCCAGCCCUUCCCUUGACCGUGUCCCCCCCCCCUUCUUCGAUUCCACUCCUCGGAGGACAAAAUGCGUGUCUGACCUCCUUCUUUUCCCCCCGCCCGAGACUUUCAGUGGACGCUCUCCUCUUUGCGCUCGACUUUUCUUUUCUUCUUCUGGUACCUGUGGAGGUUGCCGGCUUCUUCCAGUUCUUCCCCCGCCCCGGGUUGUCACGUUGCGAGGCAGGCAGCAUGCUGGGAUUGGACGUGUGUGAGUUUGGGGGUCAAGUGCUGCAGCUGCUGUGGCUGACCAUGUGCUACAGAGGUUUCAUGCUGGACAAGAAGGAGCUGCCUUUGGAGGGGGAAGAGGACGAGCGAAACCUCAACUACAAUCCUCCGGCCCAGAAGACUUUGCAGGAGAUUGAGGAUCUGGACCAAGAUGACGAGAGCCUGGUGAAAUAUAAGCAGACCCUGCUGGGGACCAAGCCAAUGGUGGCAGACGUCUCCGGUCCCAACGUGCAAGUGACCAAGCUGACCCUGUUGUGUAACGAGGCCCCUCGACCAAUUACCGUCGACCUUACAGGAGACCUGAGCAGCCUGAAGGAGAAGACAUUCACCCUAAAAGAAGGCAUCAAGUACAGGCUAAAAAUACACUUUAAGGUGAACAAAGAAAUUGUGGCGGGCUUGAAGUACCAUCAUGUCAGCUUCAGAAAAGGAAUAAAAGUGGACAAGGUGUCCUACAUGGUGGGCAGCUACUGUCCUCGCCAGGACGAGCAUGAGUUUGUGUGCCCCGCCGAUGAGACCCCUCAAGGCUUGGUGUCACGCGGCGUCUACCAGGUCAAGUCCUGCUUCAGCGACGACGACAAGAACGUCCACUCGGCAUGGGACUGGAACCUGGAGCUGAAGAAGGACUGGGACGAGUAGAGGUGCCAUCUUUUCUUCUCCUCCUCCUCCUCCUCCCUCUCUCUGCAGCGUUGAAAAGACAGGAUGCUCCCUUUUCUUUUUUUUCUUUUUCUCCUACGACUUCCUCUUUCACACGUUUAGAGAAGUGUCACCUCUCUUCCUCUUUGCAUUAAUCCUCGUCCGCGUCUGUGAAACACUACAUGGUGAGUAAGGCUUUUCUCAUCAUCCUGUCAUAGAAGGAUGUCAUGCAGGUGCAUUCGAUGCAAUUUCAAUGUGAAAAGUAGAGAAAAAAAUGCCGUGGUUGCGCUUGUUUACAGUGUUUACCGACUUUUAUGAAGCAACAUGUUAAUGACGUGCCUCCUGUCAUCCGGUAAAUAAUAAUAGUAAGUCCAUGUAUGAUUGUGCUUGGCCAGUUUGAUCUAGAAGUCAGGAUGUCCAAGUUUACAACAUAUUUCCACAAUGCAGCACAAAGUACAUGUCAAACCUUCCUAAAGUGGAGUAGCACAACAACCUCUGUCUCAAAGCGCCUUUUUAACAAGGAGUCGUAGAAACCAGAUGUCAUUAUGCCCAGUCAACAUGUUUAGUAUAGAACAGUACAGGUAAA